UGUAUAUAAAUGCACGUUACUAGCGAAGACUUUGAGAGGUCGAGCUGCUUUCGAGGAGAGAUCUGUUUGAAAAUACAAGCAACAUUCACAAACACAUAAAAUAUGGAGGGGAAAAAAAUGAGGGAGAUCUCUUCUCUCCAUUAAUGGUACAUUUAUAAUUGACAUUGACAGAGGAGAGAUGGGUUGCUCGUUCUCAGGCCUGAACGCAUUCUACGACGCCGUCAAUGGCGGCGUUUGGAUCAACGAGAACCGCUUCAAGAUCUUGAGGCCCCUCAGCGGCCCCAUCGCCGGUGACAGCGGAGUCUCUGGUUAUGUAUUCCUCGUGAAGGAGAUCCUCGCCGGUGAUGGGGCCCGCUCUGGGCUCCUCAAGAACAAAUCCAUCGACCCUUCUCACAUUUCAGAUGAAGGGACAUAUGCUAUGAAAAAAGUCAUAAUUCAAAAUGAAGAGCAGCUAGAGUUGGUGAAGGAAGAGAUACAUGUUUCUUCUUUAUUCAGUCAUCCUAACCUGCUUCCUCUUCUUGAUCAUGCUAUUAUCACAGUUAAGGGUACACAAGGUGGGUCACAGAACCAUGAAGCAUAUCUUCUAUUUCCAGUUCACCUGGAUGGAAAUCUGCUGGACAACACCAAAGUUAUGCAAACUAAGAAGGAAUACUUUCCUACUCUCACUGUUCUUCAAAUAUUCAGACAGCUUUGUGCAGGACUCAAGCACAUGCACAAUUUUGAUCCUCCAUAUGCACAUAAUGAUGUCAAACCUGGUAAUGUGCUGAUUGCACAUAGAAAAGGUCAACCUCCUGUUGCAAUUUUAAUGGAUUUUGGAAGCACAAAACCUGCAAGAAGGCAAAUCCGAUCUCGUGCAGAGGCAUUGCAGCUUCAGGAAUGGGCCACUGAACAUUCUUCGGAAGCUUUCCGAGCACCUGAGCUUUGGGAUUGUCCAAGCCAUGCUGACAUUGAUGAGAGGACAGAUAUUUGGUCUCUAGGAUGUACAUUAUACGCAAUAAUGUAUGGUGAAUCUCCUUUCGAAUAUGCACGCGAUGAAUCUGGAGGAAGCAUGCAGUUGACAGUCAUGAAUGCACAGAUAAAAUGGCCAACUGAACACGAUCCAUCUUAUCCUGAACCAUUUCGUCAGUUCGUGGUUUGGAUGCUCCAGCCUCACCCUUCAGUGCGCCCGCACAUAAAUGACAUCAUUGUUCAUGUUGACAAGCUCAUCUCAAAGUUCUCUUAAGCUUGAAAAAAAAAUAUUGCUUCAGGUUUUCGACUACAUCUUAUGUCUUGUCAUAGCUUCAUGGAAGUUCGUUUGAACUUAUACCUACUUUUGAAAGGAAUUUCUCAAAUACACAGAAAAACCAUAGUGUUCAGACCUUA
Messenger RNA from Asparagus officinalis (garden asparagus), 1362 nucleotides. Its product is annotated as serine/threonine-protein kinase 16-like. The transcript is spliced from 6 exons. Lineage: Eukaryota; Viridiplantae; Streptophyta; Magnoliopsida; Asparagales; Asparagaceae. The coding region runs from base 179 to 1222 and encodes 347 amino acids. Gene Ontology annotation, molecular function: ATP binding; protein serine/threonine kinase activity. The record is from RefSeq and is a predicted model, not a curated record. Gene Ontology annotation, biological process: protein phosphorylation. Gene Ontology annotation, cellular component: cytoplasm.